Caenorhabditis auriculariae is the source of this 6137-nucleotide messenger RNA. NCBI's taxonomy places the organism in Eukaryota, Metazoa, Nematoda, Chromadorea, Rhabditida, Rhabditidae. The record is from the annotation of a GenBank genome assembly.
AUGCGGCCAGUCGUCCUGCUUUUUCUCGUCUUCCCUUGUCAGUUUUUUUAAAAAUUCAUACUCGAUUCAUGAAAAAAUAACCAUUUUUUUCAGUUCUUAAUGCUGAUGGUUGUAAUAAACGAUUUUUGAGCACUGGAAUUGUGUGCGUCUGCAAUGCGACUUACUGUGAUCAGGUGAAUUUUGAAAAAUUUUUUAAAGGCUAAUUAAAUCAGUUUUUUCAUCAAAAACACUAUUAGAAAAAAAAUAACCUUGUCUCUCAAAUAAAUAUUUCAAACUUAGGGAUCCCAGAGUGGUCACUUUAGGGGGGACUCUUAUAGGGGUCGAAAAAGUAGUCCCUAUAGGGGUAAAAUUAGGGGUCCCUAUAGGAGUUUAGGGCCUGACCCUUUAGCCGCAAAUCUCAAGUGGACUCUAUAGGAGUCUUUGAAUUUUAUUUAAAAAUGUUUUUUUUUUCAUUUUUCCAUGGAAACGCUUCUUCGCUUAGAGUUCAUAUUAAUUAUCGACUACCAUGUUUCCUGAAACCCCCAUAGGGACCACUUUUGCAAACUUUAGUGCAAACCCUUUAGGGGCUGGUAAAAUGGUCGCUAGAGGGGAUCCUCGAAAGGCCUCUAAGGUUGCCCCUAUAGGGAUCACUCUGGAGUUUUUCAAAAAGAAAAGCAUUAAGAUCCCGCCUCCGAACGUCGUCAAGGGACAUGCGGCCCUGUACGAAUCCUCGAAAAGUGGAAAAAGAUUGGACCGAUCAGUUUUGACUUCUGUUGGAACUCAGCCAAGUGAUUUCUCUCUCGAAAAAAAAGUUAUGAAUUCUUGAUUUCAGGCGGAGAUGUCGUCAUCACGUUGGAUCCGUCAAAAAAAUACCAGAAAAUGAUUGGUUUUGGAGCGGCUUUCACUGAUGCCACAGGUUGGGGAAUAAUUUCUAGGGGUCUUUUCAGGGUUUUGAGCUUUCAGUAGACCUUGAAUUAGGGACCGCAAGCCAUUUCUUCAGAACGAUUCAAAAAAUAUGUUUUUCACAUUGUUCGAUAGAGGAGACUGUCCAUUUUCAUAAUCCGUUUAGUGUUUAAAAAAAGCUCCACUAAGAAAAAAGUUAUGGCCAAAAAACGAGCGCGCGCGGCGUACAACUGGAGGCAAAAUCUCACGGUUUACCCGCUGCCGCACGCUUUCUUUUUAAAUGUUUUUACGCGUUUCUGGACCGUUUUUAAAGCGGUUUUCUGUUUUGAGAGGUUGUCCGAACUGAGCCUCAUGUUUUGGUAUGAAUCUUUUGUACAAUCCUCAUAAGAAUUUUUUUGAUAAAAUAUCAAAAAAACUACCUAGAAAAAGGUCAAAGGGAUUUUUUUCAGCUUAUUUUUUUCUUUUUUUCUACUCAGAAAAAAAUUAUUAUCAUUCGAUUUGGAAAAAAAGAAAAAAAUGAAAAAAAUAAUGUUAUUUCGAAAUAAAACAGGAAAAAAAGUGCAAUUUGACUCCGAAAAAAACGGCUCCUGCAACAUUUAAAAGGGCGCAUCGGUGUGUUUGACGCAAACACUGCUACGGACACUUGCACGAAAUCUUCCGAAAUUUCAAAAAAAAUUGCUAUUUUUUCGAGGUUUUCAAAGCCGUUAUUUUUUUCGCGUCGAUCGAUUUUUUUCAUAAUUUUUUCAUUGGUAGAGUUUUGAACGCUUAAUAACAUAAACAAAAGUAUAGACGCGAUCCUAUUCUCUCAUGCGUCAACGAGGCAGGCGAAAAAAAGGAGGUUUUGGUAAAAUUCAAAUAUAAUUUAAUUCGCUGUCCCAAUAAUUAUUUUUCAUUUUUGAAUUUUUUUAUUUUUUUGGACACACUGUUAGUUUUUUUAAAUCGAAUAAAAAAAGUAUACCAUGUCGCUGAAAUUUUUUUCGCAUUUCAGCUUCAAAGUUUGGUGUCACUUUACAAGCUUUAAUAUUUUUUUCGCGUCGGUAGAUUUUUUUAUUUUUCACUCAAAAAAAAUAAAGAAAGUGUAAAUGUAUAACAUACUUAAAAUUUAGAAGCGUUCCUCACUUGGUUUUCUGAAACGCGACGUUUUUUUGUGAAACUUGUCAGUUUUUUUCGUGUUAAAUCUUACUUUUUUUCGCUUAUUUUUUUGAAAAAAAUACAUAGUUUUUAAAAAUAUUUCAGUCUUGUAGAGCGUUGUCGAUUACAUAGGUUAACAGAAACAGUUCCUUUUUAAAGUGGGCCUUUAGCUAGUAUAAACGCCUCAAAACCGUUUUUGCAACAAAAAAAUCGUCAUUUUGGUGGCGUGAAGGGGCGGGGCUUUGCGCCCCCUACCUUGAAUCAAUCAAAUGAUAUUUUCGGCCUUCUUGGAGUUCUUAGAAACCUUUUAGGGUCUUUUGAAGGGGUCUGAACCUCUAGUUAUCCCUCUAGGGGUCGGAAAGACGUUUUCAGACUUUCAGAAGUGUAAGAGGCCACUUUAGUGAAUUCUAGAAGCUUAGUUGACUUACGCCUUCUCUUGAGAAAUUCAGAAAAGUCAGUCUUCGCAUAAAUCUUGAAAAAGGGCGAGAUCUUGAGACUGAAAAAAUCAAAAAAUUUUAAACUCAAGCCAAAAAUUAAUUAUUUUCUACCACGUUCAAGAACUAUUUCAGGAAGCUAUCAGAAAUUUUGUCGAAAGUCGAAAUCUGUAAUAAAGUGCCUUUCUGAAUCUCUUCCUUGUUGAUAUGAUUUUUCGAUAAAUCCGUUGAAAAAAAGUCCCUGAAGGGACCACUCAAAGAGUGAAGAGAAGACUGUUUCAGUGACUUUUUUUCAAUAAUCAUUUAAAAGACUUAUAAGAAAAAAAUAUUUCAGUUUUUUUAUUAAAAAAAUUAUUUCUUAUUGAAGGAGCCAACCUGAAAAGCUUGCCAAACAACAUGGCGAACAGACUCAUUCAGCAGAAUUUUUCUCCGGAAGGUUUUUCGAAACCACAAAUUUUUAGAAAAAUCAAAUGAUUUUCCAGGACUCGGUUACACCCUCGGGCGGGUCCCAAUUGCUAGCUGCGAUUUUUCCACCCGAGUUUACAGUUACGACGACGUCGAUGGAGACUUCUACUUGAAUAAUUUCGCUCUAGUUAGGGAAGAUUUCCAGUGGAAGGUUUUUGUAAAUUAGGAAAGUAAUGGAAAAGAUACUUUCAGAUCCCAUACAUCAAAAUGGCUCAGCAGUUCUCCAACUACAAGUUGAAGCUUAUCGCGUCGCCCUGGGCCGCUCCAGGUUUCGACUUUAUCAUUUCAGAUCAUUUAAAAAGUAAUUUUUCAAAGAAAACUUGUAGUAUUUAGUAACACCGCAGUGUUCACUAGAGUUAAAGGGAAAAAGAGACCCUAUACGGCGUUUUUUCGACGACGCCACGCCCACUUUUCUCCGUAAAGUCUCGUGUUUCGUGUGCAUGCACUGCGCCGCUCUCGUGCAGAAAAAAUGCGUUUAUGUAGGGAGAAGUGGAUUCGUCUCAAAGACCUCUGGCAAUGCGUCCGCCUGCGCCUUUGAUAUGCCCUGCUAUAUGCGCUCUCAGAGCCUAUGACGUCACGUGGGAAUGGCGGAGGUUUUGACCCCGCCCACCUUGUUUUUGGCUCGCAUUUUCUUCUACUAGCAAAAACGCCGUGACAGAGGACAAAAUAGUGACGCAUACAGGGCGAUAAUUUAACUGGUCCCUAUAGAGGUGACGAGUCUGACUCCUGAGCCCCUUAAGUUCAACUGGUCCCAAUAAUGGUCUUUUGAUUUUUGUUCUGAUCUGAAUAUUGAAAAGGUAAUAAGCUCCCCUAGAGUGGUCGCUUUUGCAAGCUUUAGUGCCCCAAUAGGGGGAGGUAAGGCGGUCUCUAGAGGAACCUUCAAGGGCCUAAGAGGUUGCUCCUCAAGGGACCACUUUGACGUUCAAAACUCUUCUUAAUGUAACAGAAAAAGGUUUCUAGGCGAUGAGAUUCUCAGCGUUUUUUUUAGGUUCUUUCACCUCUAGACCUUUCUAGGCACCUUUAAACAUCCGAGAAAGAAAUUUCGAACUAGCUAACUUUACCCUGAAAAUGGGUGUCGAUCGAAUUUAUAUAAGCUGCGGUCGCGUUGCGGCUUGCGAAGCGGUCAAAAUUUUUCGACUUUUUGCAUCUUUCUGUCUCAAAAUUCUUGCCGAAGGUUUCCUAAAGUGGUCAAAACCUUGAAUUAUAUAGGAGCUCAAGAUUUUCUUUUUCGGCAGGAAUUCCGAUCCGCCCGGGACAAAAUCAAGCGAAAAAAAAUCUUCAGUUUGUUCAUUUCUUUUCAGGUUGGAUGAAAACCAAUGGGCAAAUGCAGGACGGCGGCCAACUUCUCGGCGAUUUCGGCGGCCCCUACUGGCAAACCUGGACCCAUUAUCUGAUCCGCUUCCUCGAGGAGUACGGCAAGAACGACAUCAGCUUCUGGGCGAUGACGCCGCAGAACGAGCCCGCCAACGGCAACAUCAAGGGCUAUCCGUUCCAGACGAUGUUCUUGUCUCCGGAAAUGGAGAGGUUAUAUCGAUUUGAAGCUUGAAAUCGCCUCGAAAUGUUGGGAUUUUGAGCUUUUACAUAGGUCCUAGUGAUUUCCUUCAGCCAACUAGAGAUUUUCAAGGAAUGGUCGUCGAACAGCUUCAGAAUUACAGAGACUUUGUGAAAUCGCUCCUCGGCCCAGCCCUCCGUUCCUCGAUCUACGGGAAGAACGUGUCGAUUAUCAUCGUCGACGACAACAGGAACCAGAUUCCAACCUACGCCAACGUUGUGAGCAUCGGCUUGUCGUCCACCAAUAUUUCCAUGAAUCAGAUCCUCGCCGACAUCGAUGCCGCGGUCUACGUCGCGGGCAUCGGAGCCCAUUGGUACAGCGACGAUUACUUUGGUCCCGAACUCCUGACCCAAGUCCACAACUCCUUCCCCGACAAGUUCAUCCUCGGAACUGAGGUGGGGGAAGAAUCAGCAAGAUUUAAAUAGUCAUAAGCGAACUGUGAAUAACAAAAUAUGCAUACUUCAAUAGGUGAAGCUUUUGGGAAAUGUGGUUCUUUCUAAAUUUCUCAUUUUUCCAGUCGUGUCCAGGCUGGCAGAGCUGGGCGGUCAAGCCUCUUCUAGGCUCUUGGGACCGAGCCGAGCAGAUCACCGCCGACAUCAUCGGCGACAUGAACAACUGGUCAACGGGAUUCAUGGACUGGAACAUGGCCUUGGAUCCCGCGGCCGGACCCAACUGGGCCAACAACUCGGCCGACGGCCCGAUCAUCGUCUUUGCCAAUCAGACCGAGUACUACAAGCAGCCGGUGUGGUACGCCAUGGGACAUUUCAGGUGAGGUUUGAAAAAUCUGAAGAGACGUUAAAGAAGUGAGAAUUUCUUGCUUCUCUGGCGUCUCUUCUAAUCGCUAAUGUCUCGCUUCCCUAUCUGAAAAAAGUAGGAUUUUUCUGCGCUCUCUCGCUUUUACACGCUUUACGCUCUUUUUUUGUUUCAUAGAGUGAGGUAUGAGAGAGUGCAGAUAGACCAGAAUUUUUUUCAAGUGUGGCGAAUUUUUUUUUAAAAUUUUCUUGGAGAGAAAGAUCUACUUUUAAUUUGAGUAUUCUCCUUCAAAAAUAUGCAUUUAUCCUGAAAAAAGUUUCAUUUUGGUAUUCUCAAUCUGCGGGAUAAAAGCGAUGUCGCUGUCACAUUGACGAUAUCGCGUAAUUUCUGUUUGUUUGCAGCGCCGGUGUUACAUAUCCUUAGCGCGAUCUCGCAUCUUUAAUUUUUUUUUUCGAGUUUGAGAGAAACGCGAUGUCACGCAAUAAAUGCGAUAUCGCGAAAUAAACGCGAUUUCGCGCAAAGAAAAAAAGGCGACAAUGCAGUACACUUGCGAGGUUAUCAAUGUACCGCCAGCGACCUCGCGCCGGCAGUUAUCUUCAGCUUAAAAAAAAGUUUUACAUGCGUUAAAAAUCACUCGAGCCUUUUUCCAGCAAGUUCGCCCUACCGAACGGCUACAAAAUCGAUGUUCAAGCCAGCGUAAAGUCUUCCCUGCAGUUGACUGGUUUCGUCAAUCCGGACGGUUCCAGGGUUCUUGUCGCUUUUAAUAAUGCAACGGUUUUCUCAACUCUUCCGGAACUUGAUUCUAAGAAUUUUUCCAGGACACUGCAAAAACGGUCGUCGUGAAGGACACGAGCAACCCGAAUUCAUAUUUCCAGUACUCGGUCGGAGCCAACACCAUAACAACUCUUUAUAUUCAAUAA